This is a messenger RNA of Limulus polyphemus (Atlantic horseshoe crab), 3593 nucleotides long. RefSeq lists its product as uncharacterized. NCBI's taxonomy places the organism in Eukaryota, Metazoa, Arthropoda, Merostomata, Xiphosura, Limulidae. The record is from RefSeq and is a predicted model, not a curated record. The transcript has 4 exons. Bases 923 to 2824 code for a protein of 633 amino acids.
GAAGUUGAAUUUCCUGGCAGGAAAUUAGGCUUAAAAAAUCGGGACUUGUUAGUGUUUGUUUUGGGAUACUCAGGUUGGUAGCAAGGCUACUUUCAGCUCAAAGUUCAAUUCAGUUUUUAAAAUGGAAGCUUCAGAAUUUUACCCUAAGUUGGAAGAGACGAAGGAUUAUCUGCGUAUAAUUGUUCCUGAUUUUUUAACUAACAGAAUAGAGGGAAGGCACCUACUCAACAGUACCCACCGCAACUCUUCGGCUACCUUUGUAUGAUCGAAUAAUGAGAUUUGAUCCUCACUCUUAUAGUGUAUCCACGGCUCCAAAGUGAAAAGCGCGGUUUUACAGCAACGAGUCACGAAGCUUGAAUUGGAGGAUUCACUGUUCGGGCACACUCUCAACUUGGCUAUUCUCAGGAAAAUGAGGAGUGUAAUGGUGCUAGUUUUUCGUACUUGAGCUUUAGCCUCUUUGAAAUAGAGAAACGUUAGAUUGUUGAGUGGUUUCUUUAACCCUGUAACCCUAUAAUGCUGGAAUUAAGACUCGGGCCGAGCGUGGCUCUGUGAGUAACUGCGAGUUCGCGUCUCGUCACCAAGAAAAAUAAAAUACAUAAAUCUCGCUCCGCAAUUCAAGUCAUAACAGGCUUUCCACCAAACCUCUGAAAUCUGUUUUUCAGAAGCUUAAUCUUUAAAAUCUGUUUAAUAAUAGCUCAUAACAGCCUGUUUUUGAUACUUUAGCUUAUAAAAAAUAUAUAUGUACAGAAAAGGAAAUAUUUUGCUCUUCAUUUAUAAUUCAGUUGUCAUUUGUCGAACGUGAAGCAGACAUUCAUCGUGGCCAGUGGCACAUGCGGCGUGGAAGCAAGAUCUUAGAAUACACAGUCCAGAUUCUUCUCCAAAAAGUAGGCUUCAGUCAAAACAUUUAGUUCUCCUUAGCCUUAUGGUCUGUUCAACUGGCCUCUUCCUUACUUACCGAUAUUCUAACGAUGUCCACUCAUCAUAUCGUCCUCAUCCACCUCCAAAGAAACACGAUCAUCCGGGAUUCCUUGUAUUUUCUAACAGCUGUCAUAUUCCAGACUUAGAUCCUUUUCACUACACUGUAGCUAAAUUUGUGGAGGCUGAAACGCUUCUGGACUGUACUGAAGACUACCCUCCGCUAACGUAUAGCACAGGAAACGUUAUCAAAAUUGACCAGAAGGUGCUUUCUAUCAUUGGUACUAGAUGGCAAAACCAGAAACUGACAUGCUGUUAUAGGGAGAUGUAUCGACCACAGAUGGCUGAUGAUAAUAAAGUUAUUUUCUCUAAAGAGUGCAAAACAUUUGAGUUGGAGGCCACUGUGAAUCUUGAGUUUUUAAAGGUUGAAUGCAAUGUUCAAGGUAAGAUCGUAUAUACCAACUUCCAUAGUUUCAUUAUAGAGAAGGAAGCUGUGAAGAAGCGAUGUGAGGAGAAACUCUCCCAGGUUCCUGACAAACGGUAUAGCCUGCUAAUCCUGGGUAUCGAUGCAGUGUCUAGACUUAACAUACAUAGGCAGCUUAAAGACACUGUGACCUACCUUAAGACCGAGAUGAAUGUAACUGAAAUGUAUGGUUACAAUAAGGUAGGAGACAACACUUUUCCAAAUCUGAUCCCAGUCCUCACUGGCUACAGUGAACAUGAACUCUCCCAGGUUUGUUGGAAUAAGAGUACACCUUACAUUGACAAAUGUCCAUUUCUGUGGGAAAAGUUCGCAAAUCAAGGAUAUCGGACACUUUAUGCAGAGGAUGCACCUCACAUCUCUACCUUUAAUUAUCUCAAGAGAGGUUUUUAUACCCAACCCACUGACUACUAUCUACGUCCAUUUAUUCUCGCUGCAGAAGAUCAGCUUGGAAGAGAGAAACCUCUAAACUGCUAUCUCUGUGUUGGGCCUAAAUCAGAAACUGAAAUGGUCCUCGAUUGGAUGCAGACCUUUGUGGAACAGUUUCAUAAUCAAACCUAUCUAGUAUUUGGGUGGAUCAACAGUUUAAGUCACGAUUUUCUUAACUACCCAGCUAAAGGUGACCACUUCUAUUACCGAUUCUUCAAAUACCUCCAUUCAAACGGACUACUGAACUCCACAAUUGUUAUUCUUCUCAGUGACCAUGGUAUGAGGUGGGGAGGAAUCAGAUCUACAUAUAUUGGUAAACUUGAAGAACGUCUGCCAACUUUAAUGUUUGUCUUUCCUAAGUCUUUCCACCAACAAUACCCUUCAAUAAUGGAAACUAUAUACUACAACACCCAUCGACUAACUACUCCUUACGACCUUCAUGCAACCUUAGAGAAUAUUCUGAACUUCACAGGGAGCUCUCGACCGGUAGACAUUCGGUCUGUUCCCCCACAGCUUAUGAGUAACUACAGUCAACGUGCAGUGUCAUUGUUUGAAAAAGUUCCUAAAGAGAGGACAUGCGAAGAAGCAGCCAUUGAUGAACACUGGUGUACGUGCAUUCAGUCACAGAAGAUUUCUACUAACAGCACUGAGGUGUUGCCCGUUGCAAUGUUUUUACUUGAGUCAUUAAACAAUAUUGUGAAAGCCAGGAGUGAUGUAUGUGCCUCUCUCUCGUUAGUUGUUGUUCGAUCAGCCCGCUACGUGGCACCUAAAGACCAUCUUCAAGGAGUCAAGGCAUCUCAUAUUCAUGACUACACACUGACUAUUCAAACAAGACCUGGGGAUGGGGUCUUUGAAGGAACCGUACGUGUUGUGCCAUCCAAAAAACAUUACGAGCUUCUCGGGGCUAUUUCUAGAUUAAAUCUUUAUGGAAAUCAAUCAUACUGCGUAAGUGAUGCUAAUUUAAGAAAAUAUUGUUACUGUAAAGAGCAAUUACAUUAGGUUUCCAUAAGAUAAACUAAAGACAAUUUUAAAUGUAACUUGUCAGUAAAUUAAUAUUGUCAAAUAAACACAUUCUUAUAUCAUACAAUUAAUCACGAGUAUAAAUAAAAAUUCUACCUUACCUCCAUAUUGUGAUGAAGAGGAGCUAUCCUUACCUAACAAUUAACCAGUCUUUCCUUAUCGUGCUACAGAAGUACCAACCUAGUUUAGCAAUUAAACUAUUUUCCCUUAUCAUACUAUAGAUAUGAUAAAACUCAAAACCAUUUUAACUUGUUUUAUUACAGAAAACUUUCAAUCUCAUCUAAUAACUAACCAAUUUUUUCCUAUUGUACUGUAGGAGUGACAACCUUUUUUACAAUUAAAACCUUGUUCCACAGUAAAAUGAACUUAUAUUAUGGUCCAGCAUUACUAAUGAUGUAUUCUAUAAAAUAACGAAUUACAUAACAACAACGUCGUUUUCUGUUGUACUGUAGGGAGUACUAGAUCUAAUUUAAUAAUUGAUAUGCUUUCUCAAGUUAUGGUGUAAAAUAUAUUUAUUUGGUUUAACAAGUAAACUGUUUUCUUUGGCUGCAGAAACCAUUUUGUCCAAAAUUAAACAUUUGUUUUGUACUCUAAACUAUAAAGUAUCUAUUUUGUAAAAAAAUUAAAUCAAGUCAUUGUUCAAUAUAACAAGUACUGGUCUAGUCCAAAAAGCUUAUCUUUCUGCUUGUACGUAUUGUUGUAUUGUAUAAUUUACAAGUCUAGUCCAAAUAAGAUUUUAUUUCAGCUU